UUAUAAGCAAUUAUUGAUAAUUUUAAUAUUUGGACCGCUCUGCAAGGCAUUAUCUGUUAUACUCAGCCAAAGUCAGAGAUUAGGUUAUGUCCCUAAUACAAAGGGGAGGGAAAAUAGAUUAACAGUUUAGCUGCAUAAGCAGGGACCAUUUCAUUUGAAUUUACACACGCAAAGAACUGGAAUAUGCGUUUUUAAAUAUUUUUGCGUGAACUAUUGGAAGGUGUGGGACAUAGUAUUUCCUGUGAGAUAUCGACUAUCAUCAUCCAAUUGAAUCAACGGUGCCUGUCAUCUGGAGUAGUCGGUCGGAAAGUGAACAGAGAAUCUUCACGGCUCAAGUGAGAUGCACGCAUCAAUGCGGAAACGGCAGAACGCUAUGUCGUCGUCGUUCUUUCUUCCUAGGCCUGGAUCCAGAGACAUGGAAUCCUGUCGGCUGAAGCCCCAGUUCCACCUGGACCUGUGGGUCGGUUUCACUAUCCAGAACUGGUUGCUGGACUUUGGGAGGCCCAUUAUCAUGAUGAUCCUCCCUCUUGAUUGGUUCCCGCUGAACAGGCCCAGUGCUGGGGACUACUUCCACAUGGCCUACAACAUCACCACUCCGUUCCUCCUUCUCAAGCUGAUGGAGCGUAGCCCCAAGACCCUGCCCUGUUCCGCCGUGUAUCUGUGCAUCAUCACCUUUGUGAUGGGUGCCAGCAUCCACCUGGUGGGCGACUCCAUCAACCACCGUCUCCUGCUGAGUGGCUACCAGCUCCACCUGUCUGUCAGAGAGAAUCCAAUCAUUAAGGACCUCAAGCCUGCCUCACUGAUAGAUUCAUUUGAGUUGCUAUACUACUAUGAUGAAAAGAUUGGCCAUUCAAUGUGGUAUGUUCCCUACUUCCUCGUUCUCUUCCUCUAUUUCACCGGCUGUUUUACAUACAUCAAGGAGGAGAGGAUGCCGCUCACUGCCUGCCUUCUCCUCGCUCCCAGCGCCGUCUACUAUUGGUACCUGAUCACAGAAGGCCAGAUCUUCAUACUCUUCAUCUUCACCUUCUUCGCCAUGACAGCCACAGUGAUGCACCAGAAACGUAAAGGCUUUGUCCCUGACAGCAAUGGCCUCUUCCUGCUCUGCAGUUUCUCCAUCGCCCUGGGUCUGGUCUGUGUCUGGGUGGCUUGUCUCUGGAGUGACCAGGUCCUCCGCAAGAAAUAUCGUGGGGUCAUCUACAUUCCGGAGCCUUGGGCCUUUUACACUCUGCACAUCAGAGACAAGGGGGUAUCAGUUUAAGCAAGAAGAGGCAAUAAAUUGCUUCUCUUGAUCAUCCAUAUUAAAAUGAGCACCUACUUGGAAUGCAAGGGCAUUUGUGGAUCAGUGACCCAGUCCGACUGCUGUGAUGUCAAACUUAAACACGCGCAAGUGUGGGCUUGUGUGGGUGAUAAACAGGAAUAGAAUGUGAGUUUAUUAUGCAUAACAUAAAUAAAUAUGAGGUACUUUUGGAACUGUGCCGCAAAUCUUUUUUUCCUGCCAAUGUACAUAACAUUUAUUUUUUAGCACAUGAAAGAGCAAAUAUGUAAUGCAAUUCCUUUGUAAAAUACAGUAUUUUUCAGAGUGGAGACAGGGUGAUUUAA
This is a messenger RNA of Esox lucius (northern pike), 1599 nucleotides long. RefSeq names its product CLN6 transmembrane ER protein b (gene cln6b). NCBI's taxonomy places the organism in Eukaryota, Metazoa, Chordata, Actinopteri, Esociformes, Esocidae. Bases 341 to 1258 code for a protein of 305 amino acids. The record is from RefSeq and is a predicted model, not a curated record. The transcript has 8 exons.